Messenger RNA from Effrenium voratum, 2641 nucleotides. Lineage: Eukaryota; Dinophyceae; Suessiales; Symbiodiniaceae. The record is from the annotation of a GenBank genome assembly.
AGGGCUCAAAGUUAGCCUUCCAGACCGGCCGAAACGGCCCUCCCUCGAAGAGCCCGAGGAGAGCCCAUGGUUCGAAGAGAUGCGGCGGUGCUCAGCCAGCGGCCCUCGCCGAGCGUGUAUAGUCUGCCGACCGCCUCUUUAGCGGCCCUGGGUGAGUACGUGGCUGUGGAGCCGAGGAUGAUCAGCGAGAAAGCGCGGAACAGCGCACAGUACACCCAGGCGGUGGGCCGCCAUGCCAUCCAGCGAAGAUUUCGGCAGCAGGGCGGCAGGAUGUCCAUCUUCCUGGACGAGGGCGGGGUGAAGCCAGGGUGGUGGAUUGCAGAGGAGGACUCCUUUGGUGAGAGCUGCCUGCUCUGGGCUCCAGGCACCGUCGAGAAACUUCCAGAGACUGGAUGGGCGUGGCAGGGAUACCUGGGCUACUACGAGGUGGACCUCCAUGUGUCGCUGGUGCCAUCGGAGAUUCAGGAGAGCUCCAAGCACCCCUUGGUCUCGGCCGGCGAACAUCUCGUGGACAUCUUGGGCCAAAGCAUGGUCUGCUGCCUUAAGGGCACGGAGCUUUUGCUGGACGCGGCGUCCAGGCGGAUUUUGGGGGAGGAGAAGCCGCCGAAAGCGGCGUCCCUGGAAACCAUCCCUGAAGAGGUGUGCCAUGAUGCAACGGAAAUGGCACCAGCAGAGGCCCCUGCCCAAGUAGCACAGGCAGCCCAGCCAGCGCAGGCCGCUCAGCCAGCCCAGGCCGCUCAGCCAGCCCAGGCCGCUCAGCCAGCCCAGGCAGCUCAGCCAGCGCAGGCCGCUCAGCCAGCGCAAGCCGCCCAAGCUGCUCAGCCAGCCCAGGCAGCUCAGCCAGCCCAGGCCGCUCAGCCAGCGCAGUCUGCUCUGCCAGCCCAGGCAGCCCAGCCAGCCCAGGCCGCUCAGCCAGCGCAGGCAGCCCAGCCAGCCCAGGCCGCUCAGCCAGCGCAGGCCGCUCAGCCAGCCCAGGCAGCUGAGCCAGCGCAGGCUGCUCAGCCAGCGCAGGCCGCUCAGCCAGCUGAGGCUGCUCAGGCAGCCCAGGCCGCUCAGCCUGCUGAGGCUGCUCAGGCCGCUCAAGCCGCUCAGCCAACUGAGGCUGCUCAGGCUGCUCAAGCAGCUCAGGAAGCUCAGGCUGCUUUGGCAGCUCAGGCUCAAGCGGCUGCUCCGGCGGAAUCCAAAGCGCCGGAGGCGCCGGCGGAAGCAGAGGUGCCGGAGCUGGAGGCGCCGGAGGAGGUCGAGCCGGAUCUUGGGAACGUAUCUCCCGAGGACUUUGCAGAGGAAGCGGCCCGGGCCAAAGCCAACUGGGUGGCCAGCUUUCAGGCGCACCUGGUCCGCUUCUCUCCGGACCAGGAGGCGCAGCAUGAGGCGGACAUGGCGAAGCAAAGCUUUGUGGACGCCUUCAGCAGCCCCGGCACCACGCCGGAGGAGCAGCGGGCGAGGCGCUGCGCGGCGGAAGAGGCGCUGGGUAGCGAGGAGUUGAAGCGGAUGCUGGUGGCGCACCACGAAGCCAAGGUCGAGAAGGCUGCGCAGCAGCAUGCCCUCGAUCACCAGGAAGCCCUGGACCGGAUCCUGCGUCAGGUUCAGGGAGUGCAGGGUCAGUUGAAGGAGGCGCUCAGCGCACGCGCGCGUCUCGAGAAGGAGAACGCGGAGCUGCGGGCCCUGCAGCAAGAGGACCUGCCUGGUCUCGAGCAGCAGUUGGCGGCGCUGCAGGCGGAAAACGCGGAGUGCAAAGACAAGCUCGCGCAAGCAGGCACCGCGCUUUGGAACCACGAGGCAGCGCUGCAGGAGGCCUUGCAGGAGGCGUCCAUACUCAGAUCGGAGCUGCUGACCAGCAGCGCGGCGGAGGAAGAAGUGGCGCUGCUGCGGGAAGAACUCGAGAAGCUGCGGCACAGCUCCCAGGAAGGCACGGAUGCAGAGCAGCACAUGCAGCAGCUGGCCUCGGAGUACCAGCGCACGCUGGCGGACAUCGGCUCGCUGAAGGCGACCUACGAGGCGGAGAUCCAGGGACUGCAGGAGGCGGCCGCGCGCAAGGACAAGGAGCUGGUGACGGCGCAGGAGCAGCUGCGUGCCUCCCAGGAGGCUCACGAGGAGUCUGCCCGGAAGGCGUCAUCCAUGCAGGACGUCCUCUCCAAGCGCGUAGUGCAGCUGGAGACGAAGAUCCAGCAGCAGGGCCUCGACAAAACCGCCGCCAGCGAGGAGCUGGAGAAGCUGCGCCAGCGCGCCAGCCUGGCCGCGGAGGCCGAGAAGCGCGCCGCGGAGGCGGAGGAGGUCCUGGCCACCACUGCCCGGAACUUGCACUCGGCAGAGGCCCGUCAGCUGCAGGCUGAGGAGGAGCUGCGGCGGCUAAAGCUUCGCUGCAAGACACUGGAGGGCCAGCUGGAGCUCAGGACCCGGACGGAAGCACAAGGCGUGGACGGCGCGGCGAAGCCUCGAAGAGCUUCCGGCUCCGCCACCACCAGCACGCCCAGCCUGGCGAACCGUGUCAGGAGGGUGGAGGGCGGCCAUAUGGUUCCAGUGUCCGGGCCGACGCUCUCGCCCACCGCGCCGAACACUCCACUGCUGGAGACCCGCAGGGUGGUGGUGGAGCACCGGCCCGUCAUCAAGUGAGUCACAAUCAAAACCCGAGGAUUGAUGA